CUAGGCUCCAGAUUUCAAUUCAAUUAACCGACUAGUGCCAUUCGAGAUAAUAUUGUCGACAACUAUCGAAUCUUAAUGCACCAUAGAAGAAUCAAAAAUCCAUCAAGCACCUGCUAGUAGUAAUGUCUUUAAAUUCACUGUCAUCUCUAGAAAAUCUACUUCAGUUGCCCAUCAAAAAAAAUCAUAAAUCAAAUGAAGAUAGAUGCAAAUUCAAGCUUGAUUCAAGGAUUCCCACUUUUUUACGUCAUCUUAUUCGCUCGCUCUCAAAGUCUGUAAAUACAAACAAAUAUUUUUCUUAUCAUUCUAAUAAAACCUAAGCUAUAAACUGAUAAGGUAGAUCAAAAAAAAAGAGAAUUUCAGUUUUCAGUAUUGUUGUAAGUGCCGAAAUACGAUGAAGUGAAGCUCAUGAAGUCUAAAAUUAAUCGUAAAUUUAAAUUAUUCAGUUUAAUAGAAACAAUGCUAAACUAAACUCAGUCUGUGCCUUUAUCAUUCAAACCACAAUUUUUGAAGUGUUUACCAAAAUAAAUAAAAAAAAAUUCGAAACUUUGACUGAUAAAAAACAAAGAAACUUGUGGAAAAAUAAGAACGAAGUUAAGACAGUGCAUGUUAAAGUGUGAUGGAGAACGAUUCAGUGACUAUUGAUAAUGUGGAGUCAAAUGGCAAAAUCUCAACAAUACCAGCAGCUAUUCCAUAUUCAGUUAAUCGUAGUGUAAUUAAGCAGAAUGAGUUGGAGAAUAUUUCGGGAUAUUAUCGAGAGAAGGAUGGAAUUCUCACAAAAGUCAAAGCCGGCUUCAAAUCCCUCACAUUCUUCUCAGUAAUCUACAGCAUUAUUCCAGUCUUUGGAUGGCUUCCUAGAUAUCGACUAAAAGAAUACCUUCCAGGUGACUUAGUAUCUGGAUUUACAGUAGCUGUUCUUCACAUCCCACAAGGCAUGGCUUACGGCUUACUAGCUGGAUUGGAUCCAAUUGUCGGUCUCUACAUGGCUUUCUUCCCAACACUUGUGUACUUUGUAUUUGGAACAUCUCGACAUGUCAGCACUGGAACAUUCUCAAUUGCAUCUGUUAUGGUUGCAACAAUAGUGAUUAAAUAUUCAGAUCCAAAUUAUGGAGAUCCAACUCAUCCUGAUCGGCUUGAUCCGAGUUUUAGUAAUUAUCAAGUUGCUACAGCUGUGACACUGUCUUGUGCAUUUAUACAAUUAAUUAUGUUUGUAUUGAGGAUGGGAACUGCUGCAGCUUUAUUGUCGGAAGCGCUGAUUAGUGGAUUUACUACUGGCGCAGCUAUUCAAGUCAUUGUCAUUCAAAUGAGAGACUUGUUGGGAGUUAAAAUACCAAGAAGCACAGGAGUCAUCACUCCUUUAUGGCACACAAUCUGGCAGAUACCAAACACUCAUCUUCCAACUCUUUACGUCUCCAUUGGCUGCAUCAGCUUCAUGAUAUUAAUGAACGAAGUCGUCAAACCAAUUGUCUCAAAAAAGUGCAGAUUUCCAAUUCCAGCCGAGCUAAUGACAGUUGUUGGAUUCACAUUAAUAUCAUAUUUUAUGGAACUUGGACCAAGACAUGGAGUUGCUAUUGUUGGACAAAUUCCACGUGGCUUACCGCCAUUUGAGUUCCCAUCAAUGAAAAUUGUUCAACUAGUCGCAGUCGAUUCCUUAGCUACAGCUAUCGUCACUUACUCAAUUAUGAUCAGCAUGGCAUUGCUGUUUGCACAAAAGGAUAAAUAUGAAGUUCGAGCUAAUCAGGAACUGUUGGCAGUUGGAUUUAGUAACAUUGUUGGAAGCUGCUUCUCUUGUAUUCCAUUGAGUUGUGCCUUAUCUAGGUCCAUUAUACAGCAUCAAACUGGUGGAAAGACGCAGGUCGUGUCUGUGAUAUCGGCUACGUUAAUAUUAACAUUACUUCUAUGGCUAGGACCGCUCUUUGAGACACUCCCACGAGCAGUUCUAUCCGGUAUCAUCGUCGUUUCACUAAAAGGAAUGAUUUGGCAGUUUAAAGACGUCCGAAGAUAUUACACAGAAAGCAAUCUUGAUGCCCUUGUGUGGAUUGUAACAUUCUUAGCUGUUGUGCUGAUUGAAAUUGACAUGGGGCUGCUUAUCGGCUUCAUUGUCUCAGUUUUUGUGUUUUAUAUGAAAGGAUUUAAAAGCUACUCUUGUAAUUUAGGUCAAGUUCCAGGAACUGAUAUUUAUGUUGACACGAAAAUCCACAAAAAUGUCCUUCAAGACCAAAAGAUCAAAAUUUUCAGAUUUUUUGGUUCUAUUAACUUUGCGACCUGCUCAGGAUUUAAACAAGAUUUGUACAGCAAUCUCGGAAUUGACCUUCGAUGCAUUAGAAAUGCAGCAACAUGUACGCUAGAAAAGAUCAAGGAACAUAACAAUGGCAUGGAAUUUGUGGUUGUCGACCUUCAAGGUGUAUCCCAUGUUGACAUUAAAGGCUACAAAAAGCUUGCAGAAAUCAAAAAGGAAUUGAAGCUUAUGCAGCUGCAAGUAUUCUUAGCUGUCACGAGUGAUGUUGUCUAUGAUUCAAUUAAUAAAGCUGUUGGUUUAGGCGAGAUUGAGUUUGAAAUAUUUCCAACCGUUCAUGAUGCUGUGCUUUAUAUUAAAAAGCUAAUUUGAUAUUUUUUGUAGAUUUGUAAGUCUUAACUGAUCUAGAAUUAAUAA
Messenger RNA from Chironomus riparius, 2650 nucleotides. The record is from the annotation of a GenBank genome assembly. Lineage: Eukaryota; Metazoa; Arthropoda; Insecta; Diptera; Chironomidae.